Aspergillus mulundensis is the source of this 732-nucleotide messenger RNA. RefSeq lists its product as uncharacterized. NCBI's taxonomy places the organism in Eukaryota, Fungi, Ascomycota, Eurotiomycetes, Eurotiales, Aspergillaceae. Bases 1 to 732 code for a protein of 243 amino acids. The transcript is spliced from 2 exons. The record is from RefSeq and is a predicted model, not a curated record.
AUGCUUGCGGAGCCUCCCGAGGUCUCCAGCACCGACGCCAGUGACCAUAUCAACAGCUUGAAGCGACGGAGGGGGGAUCGUGUUGCCGGUACUUGUAGCCAGAUCCUUGAUACCGAGGAAAUGAAGCAUUGGCUCGGCCAGGGCUCUGGGAUGGCCAAUGACCGAGAGGACCGAAAUAUACUAUGGCUUCAUGGGAACCCCGGCACCGGAAAGUCAACAAUGGCGAUCACGCUGGUCGAAGAGCUGGCGCAAACACCGUUCUUCCAAGAUGAAGACAAAAUACUCGCCUAUUUCUUUUGCGACACAUCCAUGGAGAAGACCAGAAAUGUGACCUCUCUACCUGGGGCCCUACUCCACUCAUAUCAUGAUAAAUAUAAAAAUUCAAUGCUUUCAUUGGCAGUCAAUUUGGACUGCGACGAGGAUAGCGAGAAGAUAACAAGUGCAGAUCGCGGGCGACAUAUCUAUCUGGCCAUCUCCGGGAUGCAGUCAGAAGUCAUCAUUUCCUGGAUUGGUGCCGAAGUUAUAGCCCUUCUUCUCGCCCGAGCCGAAAAUCAAAUCGAGUUAAUUGCGUCCUUACUCUACAUCGCCGAGAGCAAUCUUGCGGUCAGGGAUUCUGUGGAAAUCCUUCUCAAUCGGCAAUAUCCCUCUCUUAUGAAGGCGUUGAGCGAGCUCGACGCCGGUGAGAUUAUUGCAUCCGCUGCAAAAAUCGGCUCGCCAUGGGAGGGCUCAUGA